GAGUUAGCGCCAACAAACUGCGACCUUUUCUCACCGCUCAUUUCACAUUGCGCUCGGACAACAGGGAGCUUGUGAGGAGAUGCUGCCAGCUGCGGCAUCUUACUAAUACCAAGAGACACGGUGCCAUCCUCCAGCCCCGGCACAGAGCAUGGCAAGGACCACGAGCUGGAGGCUGCUGGCGCUGCUCUUCCUUCUACAGGAGCUCCUCAGCUGCUGCCAGGCUGCGGCAUGUAAUGGGUGUGGAACUAGCAAAUGUGACUGUAGCGGAGUGAAAGGACAAAAGGGUGAACGAGGAUUAAUUGGUCUGCCUGGCAUUAUUGGGUUUCCUGGGCUUCAAGGACCAGAGGGACCCCCUGGACCAUUGGGGCAGAAAGGUGACACAGGUGAACCAGGACUUCCAGGCACAAAAGGAAACAGAGGGCCCCCUGGAUCUGCUGGAUUUCCAGGAAACCCUGGUCUCCCUGGCAUACCUGGUCAAGAUGGCCCUCCAGGCCCAUCUGGCAUUCCAGGCUGCAAUGGUACAAAGGGUGAAAGAGGACCACUGGGUCCACCUGGUCUUCCAGGGUUAUUAGGUUAUCCAGGUCCUCCAGGUUUACCAGGAAUUAAGGGAGAUCCCGGAGAGGUCUUCGGUAUGCAAGGAUUAAUGGUAAAAGGAGAAAAAGGUUUACCUGGAAUAAUUGGUUUACCAGGUACACCUGGGUUGCCUGGUUUUGAAGGCCCAGUAGGUCCUCCUGGUCUAACAGGACGUACUGGAGCACCUGGUCCACCUGGUCCUCCGGGACCAAAGGGAUCAAUGGGGCUAAGCCCCAAUGGACCACCGGGUGAAAAGGGUGAACCAGGACCACCUGGGCCUCCGGGUCAGCAAGGCCCAGCAUCUCAUGGAAAAGGUGCAGUUUGGUACCGAGAUAAGGGAGAAAAAGGCAUGCAAGGUGAAAAAGGUGACCAAGGUAAUAGGGGUGAAACUGGAUCCAGUAUUAAAGGUGAAAAAGGAGAACCUGGAAAACCAGGUCCCAGAGGUAAACCUGGAAAAGAUGGUGAAAGGGGAGAAAAUGGACAGGAGGGUAUACCUGGUAGACAAGGAUUUGAUGGAAUUCGAGGACAGGAUGGACAGAAAGGUGAUAAAGGUGACGGUGGACCACCAGGACCUCCAGGAAUAGUAAUACAUGAUGGCCAACAAACCGUUACUGGAGAAAAAGGAGAUACCGGGCUCCCUGGUUAUCCUGGUAGCAAAGGAGAGAAAGGUGGCAAAGGUGCCACUGGAUUCCAAGGAAACCCUGGACAACCAGGUAUAUCAAUGAAUGGACCACCUGGGGCACCUGGAUUAACAGGGGAAAGUGGUGAAAAGGGUGAACCUGGAAUUCCUGGGUCAUCCUUACCUGGACAGAAAGGCAGAGAGGGGUUGCGCGGACCUCCUGGUUUCCCAGGCCCUCCAGGUCCAAUAGACCCAACACAGGAAUGCAUUCCAGGACAGUCUGGUGAAUCUGGGGCCCCUGGAGAUCCAGGUCAACAAGGCUUCGCUGGGGAAAGAGGUCAAAAAGGUGACAAAGGAGAUGCCUGCCCUACAUGUGACACUGUCCCAUCACCACUACCCGGGCCAACAGGGCCUCAAGGUCCUCCUGGGACACCAGGUGUUCCUGGACAAGCAGGAAACAAGGGAGACAGGGGAGAACCAGGCUAUGAUGGGCCACCCGGGUCACCUGGACCACACGGUGUUCCUGGCCUUAUGGGGAGACCUGGAGCAAAAGGAUCACCUGGUGAAGUUUAUUUUGAACCACAAUUGAAAGGGAAUAAAGGAGACCCUGGUUUCCCUGGACUGCAAGGUCCUACUGGAAGAGAGGGAAGAUCUGGAAGAGAUGGUCAGCCAGGACAGCCGGGUCCCAAAGGAGUUUCGGGAACAGUUGGUGCCAAAGGUGAGCGUGGACCACCUGGAGACAGUGGAUUCCCUGGGAUACCUGGACAGAAAGGUUUGCAAGGUCAUCCAGCAUCAGGUGUACCAGGGGAACCUGGAGAAAGAGGAGAACCUGGAGGACCAGGAAUUUCAGGACCACCUGGCAACCUAGGAAGUAAGGGUGAACCUGGAAAACUAACUGUUGUACCUGGACCACCAGGACCAAUAGGAAGUGCAGGUUUUCCUGGAUUGCCUGGAGAACAAGGUGACAAGGGUGCUCCUGGAUUUUUAGGAAGACCUGGAAUUCCUGGAGAAAAGGGCGAGCCUGGUGUUGAAGGAAAAGGACUUCCUGGGUCUCCUGGUGAAAAAGGUCAUCAAGGUAUGGAGGGUGCACGAGGAGUGGAUGGUAUCCCUGGUCAGCCAGGCCGUGAGGGUUUACGCGGUGAACAAGGCACACCAGGAGCAAAAGGUGAGCCAGGUCUGGGCCUUCCAGGCCCAAAAGGAUUGAUUGGACAUCCAGGUCCUCCUGGAGCCAUUGGAGAAAAAGGAAACACAGGGCCAACAGGAGUCCCUGGAGAACAAGGCUUUUCAGGAGUUCCAGGGCAUUCUGGGGCAAAAGGUGACACUGGACCAGCUGGAACACCUGGCUUAAGAGGUAACCCUGGUGUACCAGGAUUUGGCCCACAAGGGGAACCCGGGCCUCAAGGACUACCAGGAUCUCCAGGAGUUCCAGGCCCAAUAGGAGCAAAGGGAAACCAAGGCUAUCCAGGUUUUCCUGGUGCUGACAUGCCAGGACCAAAGGGAGACAAAGGCACAUCAGGCAUGCCUGGCAUAAUGGGUAUGCCUGGGGAAUCCGGGAUUCAAGGUCUACCAGGAAAAGAUGGAUAUCCAGGUCUUCAAGGGCAAAAAGGAGAUAUGGGUUUUAUGGGAGUUCCAGGAAUUCAAGGCCAACCAGGUUCACCAGGAAAUCCAGGCCUACCAGGAGAAAAGGGUGACCAUGGUCCUCCUGGGUUCCGUGGCGAGUCAGGAACUGGAGGUUCAAAAGGUGAAAAGGGUGAAACAGGUUUGCAAGGAGACCCAGGAACACUUCCGCCCAUGGAACACAUGAAGGGUGAAAAAGGAGAACACGGCGAGAGAGGACAAACUGGAAUUCAAGGAGAAAAAGGAACACAUGGUGAUUUGGGCUCCACUGGAAUGCCUGGAAAAGAUGGGGAGCAGGGAAUGCCGGGAAAGCCAGGAUCAAAAGGAGAUAAAGGUAUUCAAGGAUUACCAGGAGGUCCAGGGUUUCCGGGACAAAAAGGGUCCAUGGGAGAAAUGGGUGUGCCAGGGCCCAGUGGACCAAAGGGUGAACAUGGUAUUCAGGGCAAUUCUGGUCUUCCUGGUGUAACUGGAAUCAAAGGUGAAAAAGGAAUUAAAGGUGAAGAAGGUGUUCCAGGCAUUGGCAUACCAGGACCUCCAGGCAUAAAGGGUGAUGCUGGAACUGAUGGUCUUCAAGGUUUACCAGGUGAAACGGGAGACAAAGGUGACAUUGGUGUUCCUGGAAUGCCUGGGUUACAAGGAGAAAAAGGAUUACCAGGCCUUGCAGGGUUCCCAGGUAACCCAGGUAUAUCUGGAGAAAAAGGAACAAAGGGCUUCCCUGGGCGGGAUGGUGUUCCUGGAUCAAAAGGACAACCAGGUGAACAUGGAAUUCAGGGCCCCGCUGGCUCAAUUGGAGAAAAGGGAGAACCUGGCUAUGAUGGGGUCCCGGGAACACCUGGUGAGAAGGGUGAACCAGGUUCACCUGGGAGAGCUAUUCCUGGAUAUCCUGGUGAACGUGGUGAGAAAGGUGGUAAAGGUGAUGCUGGAUUCCCAGGCUCACCUGGAGUCCAUGGCUUCCCUGGCAUUAAAGGAGAUCAAGGAAUUCCUGGAAACCAAGGCAUACAAGGACCACCUGGUGCUGCUGGACUUCCUGGAAUUGCAAUGGAAGGACCAAAAGGUGACAGGGGGCAGCCUGGUCCCCCAGGAUUUCCUGGUUCGCCUGGACCUGCGGGUAGCCCUGGUUUCCCAGGACCAGAUGGAACCAAAGGAGAGAGAGGUGACAGAGGCUGGCCUGGACCCCCUGGUUUUCAGGGAGUGAAAGGGGAAACUGGAAUUCAGGGUCUUCCUGGAGAUGCAGGUUUUCCAGGUCAAACAGGACACAAAGGGGAAAGAGGUCCUUCAGGAGUGUCAGGAUUUCCAGGAUUGAAAGGUACAGAAGGUCCUAUGGGAGAGAAAGGACAAGGGGGAGACAGAGGAGAAUCUGGUCCAAAAGGAUCACAAGGCUCUCCAGGGCCUGCAGGUCAAUUUCAGAUAUUCAAAGGAGACCCUGGCCCUCCUGGACUGCCAGGUCCCUCUGGUCCAAAAGGUUUUCCUGGUUUCCCAGGUCAUAAAGGAGAGCAAGGCCCAGUUGGUGCAGUUGGCUUGCCUGGACCAAGUGGGGUGGCAGGAAUAAAUGGUAUCCCAGGGCAGAAAGGAGAAUUGGGUCCCAUUGGCCCAACUGGUCCAAGAGGCUAUCCAGGUCCACCCGGUCAAGAUGGCUUGCCCGGCCCAAUGGGCUUACCUGGUCAAGCUUCCAUGGCUCAUGGCUUCCUAAUAACAAGACACAGCCAAACAAUUGAAGUUCCCCAGUGCCCAUUUGGGACUGUUCCAGUCUAUGAUGGCUACUCUCUGCUCUAUGUACAAGGAAAUGAAAGGGCCCAUGGACAAGAUCUUGGUGCUGCAGGAAGCUGUCUUCGUAAAUUCAGCACAAUGCCUUUUCUAUUCUGCAAUAUAAAUAAUGUAUGCAACUUUGCAUCAAGGAAUGAUUAUUCUUACUGGUUGUCCACUCCUGAACCGAUGCCAAUGAGCAUGGCUCCUGUAACUGGGGAGAAUAUCCAGCCUUUUAUCAGCAGGUGCAGUGUUUGUGAGGCCCCUGCUAUGAUAAUGGCAGUUCAUAGUCAAACAAUUCAGAUACCCCCUUGUCCAGGUGGAUGGAUUUCAUUGUGGAUCGGAUAUUCAUUUGUAAUGCAAACCAGUGCUGGUGCAGAAGGCUCAGGCCAAGCAUUGGCAUCACCAGGGUCUUGUUUAGAAGAAUUCCGCAGUGUGCCUUUCAUUGAGUGCCAUGGACGAGGGACCUGCAACUAUUAUGCCAAUACUUACAGCUUUUGGCUUGCUACAAUAGAGAGGAGUGAAAUGUUCAAGAAGCCUACUCCGUCAACUCUCAAAGCUGGAGAUCUCCGUACACAUGUCAGCCGCUGUCAAGUAUGCAUGAGACAGACUUAAAAGACCAAAAUUUUACACCAAUGGUGCUAUUUUUGUUAUACAAGAAGCCAAAUACUAUAUAAUGUACCUCACUAUUGUACAAGAAAAAGAGUAAAGUGCGUUAUAGGAAUUUCCAUAACUAACUCUGUUCUAAAUGGUUCUUGUCCAAUCGAAAGGAAAGACAGCCAAGACUAGGUCCUUUUAUUACAUACAAGAUGGCACUUUGAAAUUACAUAAUGUUUAUAACGCACUGAUACUUUCCAGCAACAGAAGCCGAUUCCUUAAUUCAUAAGGUGCUAGGAGAUAUACAGUGCCUUAUGCUGUUGACUCCUCUUAUUUUUGUACUAUAUUUUAGGUUUUGUUUAAGAAAUAUAAAUAUUUGUUAAAAUCCUUGUAUGUUUUUGAUAAGUAUAUACAUUUUCAUUUUCUGUACAAAGAAAAUCUUAGGCAUGUUGUAACACAAGAUCUGUUUUCUGACCUUUUUGGAUAUUAUGUAAAUGACAGCAAAAUUCUCUGAUAUGUCCCAAGUUGCAUUAGUUAUUGUACAGCCGCUAAAAAGAACACAAGAAAAUUGUUUCUAAGGAAGGUUGAGAAAGACUUGAGCUUGAUGGCAUACUAGUUGUACAUGGAGCUGAGUGUCUGAAAUAUGGUGGUAUUAAUGUUGCAUUUUUGUUUCCCCAUAUCAUUCAGUAUAGUAUCUGGAAUAUUAAAAACAUUAUCAUUCUUUUACACAGCAGAACAGAUGCUCAAUACAAUAAUUACAUAUAAUAAAAUACAAUUUUCCAGCACUAAAUUUAUAGUUUAGUAAUUUAUGUUAGCAAAAUAGUAUAUACUAAUUUUGUUAAUUGAUAUGUACAUUUUUUUUUUAUAAAUAUAUAUAUAAUGUAUAAUGUAACACUUAUGA
This is a messenger RNA of Bufo bufo (common toad), 6050 nucleotides long. RefSeq names its product collagen type IV alpha 1 chain (gene COL4A1). The transcript is spliced from 52 exons. The record is from RefSeq and is a predicted model, not a curated record. Gene Ontology annotation, molecular function: extracellular matrix structural constituent. Gene Ontology annotation, cellular component: collagen trimer. Lineage: Eukaryota; Metazoa; Chordata; Amphibia; Anura; Bufonidae. The coding region runs from base 149 to 5167 and encodes 1672 amino acids.